This is a messenger RNA of Orycteropus afer afer, 786 nucleotides long. RefSeq names its product CTD small phosphatase 1 (gene CTDSP1). The record is from RefSeq and is a predicted model, not a curated record. Gene Ontology annotation, molecular function: RNA polymerase II CTD heptapeptide repeat phosphatase activity. The transcript is spliced from 7 exons. NCBI's taxonomy places the organism in Eukaryota, Metazoa, Chordata, Mammalia, Tubulidentata, Orycteropodidae. The coding region runs from base 1 to 786 and encodes 261 amino acids.
AUGGACAGCUCGGCCGUCAUUACUCAGAUCAGCAAGGAGGAGGCGCGGGGCCCGCUGCGGGGCAAAGGUGACCAGAAGUCAGCUUCUUCCCAGAAGCCCCGAAGCCGGGGCAUCUUCCACUCGCUCUUCUGCUGCGUGUGCCGAGAUGAUGCUGAGGCCCUGCCCGCCCACAGUGGGGCGCCCCUGCUUGUGGAGGAGAACGGCGUGGUCCCGAAGCAGACCCCAGUCCAGUACCUGCUCCCCGAGGCCAAGGCACAGGACUCAGACAAGAUCUGCGUGGUCAUCGACCUGGACGAGACCCUGGUGCACAGCUCCUUCAAGCCAGUGAACAACGCUGACUUCAUUAUCCCUGUGGAGAUUGAUGGGGUGGUCCACCAGGUCUACGUGUUGAAGCGGCCCCACGUUGAUGAGUUCCUGCAGCGGAUGGGCGAGCUCUUUGAGUGUGUGCUGUUCACUGCCAGCCUCGCCAAGUACGCAGACCCAGUAGCUGACCUGCUCGACAAGUGGGGGGCCUUUCGGGCCCGGCUCUUUCGAGAGUCAUGCGUCUUCCACCGAGGGAACUAUGUGAAGGACCUGAGCCGGCUGGGCCGAGACCUUCGGCGGGUGCUCAUCCUGGACAACUCACCCGCCUCCUACGUCUUCCACCCGGACAACGCCGUACCAGUGGCCUCUUGGUUUGACAACAUGAGUGACACUGAGCUCCACGACCUCCUUCCCUUCUUUGAGCAACUCAGCCGAGUGGACGACGUAUACUCGGUGCUCAGGCAGCCACGGCCUGGGAGCUAG